Messenger RNA from Nycticebus coucang (slow loris), 2937 nucleotides. It is a transcript of the gene SVIP, whose product is annotated as small VCP interacting protein. The coding region runs from base 92 to 325 and encodes 77 amino acids. NCBI's taxonomy places the organism in Eukaryota, Metazoa, Chordata, Mammalia, Primates, Lorisidae. Gene Ontology annotation, cellular component: endoplasmic reticulum membrane. The record is from RefSeq and is a predicted model, not a curated record. Gene Ontology annotation, biological process: negative regulation of VCP-NPL4-UFD1 AAA ATPase complex assembly; positive regulation of autophagy; negative regulation of retrograde protein transport, ER to cytosol. The transcript has 4 exons.
CCGUGGAAGCCCCGGGACGCGCGUCCGACCGCGCAGUUAGCGCCGCCUGGUUUAGGGCGGACCGAGUUAGAGACCUUCUGGCGUCGUCCUUAUGGGGAUGUGUUUUCCUUGCCCAGGAGAGUCGGCGCCUCCGACGCCGGACCUGGAAGAGAAAAGAGCAAAGCUUGCAGAGGCUGCAGAGAGAAGACAGAAGGAGGCUGCAUCUCGAGGAAUUUUGGAUGUUCAAUCUGUGGAAGGAAAGAAAAAGAAAAAGGAAAAAUUAGAAAAACAAAUUGCUGCAUCUGGUCCUCCACCAGAAGGUGGACUUAGGUGGACAGUAUCAUAAAGCAUGAGUGGAAGAGUCAGUGCCAGUAACUGUUUAAUAUCUGCAAUCAAGUGGACUUCCUCAGUUUAAUCCCUUUCUUUGGAUAAAUAAAGAUUCAGAUGUUUUAAUAGUAUUGUCCUUGCAUACAAUGCUAAAUAGAUAUUGAAAAUACCGAAAAAGCACUUAUUUUUUAAACUUAAAAAUGGCCGCAACUUUCAUUAAAUACUUAUAUUCCUGCGUCUGUUCUACUACAGUUAGUGGAUAAUUUGCCUUUUUUUUUUUUAGUAGUUAAAAAUGAACCUAAAUAGUGAAUGCAUAUACAUUGCAUGCAAAAAUUCUGCAUUCAUCUCUCUUAUUAAAAUUUGCUAUUACAUUUCCUUCCUUUAUAACAUGAUCUAACUACUUACCUUUGUACAACUUCAUCUGGUAAGUGUUUUUAUUGCACUGUAUGUGAAACUUUUGGUUAAACUUGUUGGGGUUAGUGCCUUUAAACUGAUCAUCAGGGAAAAUCUUAAAUAUUUGAAGGGCUUAUGUGAAGGAACACUGUAAAUUCUUGUAGGUUAGUAGUAUUUUCAAGCAAACGUUAGAUUUUCUCUAAUUUAUUUUCUAUUACUAUAGCUUAUAAAAUUAACGUAUUGUGUUUUACAUUACAAUAAAAUUUUUUGUUUGCUGAAUUUAAGAUUAUGUAUUAUGACACAAUGAAAGGCCGGUGAUGUACUACUGUAUAAUAUCACAUUCAGCUCUAUUAAGAUCUUGGUGAUAAUUGAAUGAGUUAAGCUAAUAAUCUGGAUGGUUUAUAUGAACGGUAACAUAUUUGUCCAAGUUUUGUAAGUGUUGUUAUACUUUUGUAUUUUUUAAAGAAUGAUCAUAAGACUUAUCCAGAUGUGAAAUUGCUAAGGAAAAUAUGAAAUGUAUGACAUAGAAAUAUAUGUAUUUAAAAAGUUCUACUUCAAACAUAAAAAUAUAUGUAUUAGAAGAUAACUAUACAAUUCACAGUCAUACUUUUUAGAUUUUCAUUCAUUAGGAAUGUGAGUUUUAUAGAUUUUUAUCUGCUUUCUUUUUUUAAUAAAUAAUAAUGCCAAAAAUAAGAAUGGUUAUUAGCUAGUAAAGUUGCUAAUUUUUUUAAAGAACAAGGCCACGUUCUGAGCUCUAAAUUAGAAUUUGCUGAUAGUGCCAAUAGAUAAUGUAAAUUAAGUAGACAGCUCCAGCUCAUUUGCAUAACACAAAAGGAACUGAGCCAGUAUCUCACCUAACCUUUCCUCACUUAUUUUAUAUUGCAGGAUGUUAUAGUUAUUAAUUGUAAAGGGUUUGAAUUACGUAAAAUAGGUAUCUUGACUUUUCAUGGUAAAAUAGUUUCUCUGUUAGGGAAUGAGAGGUUGACAGGCUCAGUUUUCUUUAUCCUUUACAGGAUUAGGGCUAUUUUGUUCAUAAAGAUGGUGAAAUCAUUGAAUUGUAUUUUAGAAUUAAAAUUUUUGACCUUCUAAAAAAUUUUUACUCUUUAAAGGCAACAGGGAUAAAGGAGAUCAUUAAUAGCUGAACAGAUAAUGAACGAGAGUGUAUGAUCCCUAAAUUUCACAAAUCCUUCCUCCUAUUUCACUACAGCAAGAACAAUUUUCUCUUUAUGUUAAAGAAUUAGAAUUUGGGUUAUUGUGAACAAAAUAUUUACUUCCAGAGGAUAAUGCCUUACAGCAGUUUAUCCCCCACUACUGUGUUUAUCUACGGUAGAAAAAUCAGCAAUAUGGAGGUAUUUUGCUUUGGGAAAAAUGGGAUAUUCUCCUCCUUCUAGCCAUGGCCUGCCUCCAGGGGUGUGGUCGGAUUUCCUCAAAACCACAUGAAUUGCAGUGGUAAGGGGUGAUACCGAAAUGUUAGCAACAUUGUUGGGAAAGGGCAGAGAGAAGGGGUGCCUGGAUGCCUAAUAAGAUAGCAAAUGAAUACUAAUAAAUACAUAUGAAUACUCUCAGACAUUAUAAAGUUAUAGAUAAAUUCCUAUGAAAACCUUAAAUAGCCAAUUUCCCAUAAUUCAUAAUUUAAAUACUAUUAUUUUUAUGCUUAGUAUGUCACUGAAGUCCCCCAGCCAAAUUAUUAAGCUAUUCCUGAAACACAAAAAUGAAUGUAUGUAACUAUCAUGUUAAGAUGUCAAAUGCUAAAACUACUGCUUAAUAGUGAUCAUUUAACUAUUGUUAUAACUGAUAACUAAAAGUUGUAUGCUACCACGCAGCCCCUUUGUGAGACAUGAUGCAUGUUUUUUAAACAUCCGUAUGUAAUUCUGUUGUCCCUUCCAUUUUAUUUGGAAUGUAAUAGUUUUCCCACAAAUGGUUUUGUUAUAAAUUCUGUAUUGCCUUUUAGGAGUUUAAAUGUACAUUUUCUGCAUAAAAAUUGUCUUGGACCAUCUACAUUUAACAAGACUUUAUUUUUACUAUGUCUUAACUAGAAAUUGGGUUAGUGGUUAGAGAAACCUCAAGCAUGCCUUCAUGUCUUUGGAAUUAGGAAGAGUAACAGAGCUACCGGCUGUUUGGUAUGUUCAUACAAUCCCGGAAUUAAUAGGUGGACUCGUUUAUUUUCCUAUAAAUGAUAAUUUCUGUUUUAUUUAAAGAAGCAAUACUAUUAUAUAAUAAAAGUUCUGUUAUCCUUGG